GUUAAUAUUCUGUGUAAUUGUUUACAACUGUACGGUAUAAAUGGUUGUCUACUUAUUAGGAAAAAUUCUUGAAAGGAUGUAAUUUAGUUGUCAAGCAGAUAUUUGUAUUUCACACAAUUAUUUAUCUACAUUAGCCACAUAAUCAUUGAUAAAUCAGGUUAAAAGUUGAUUGAAGUGGAGAAGUGGUUAUACUCGAUAGAUAAUAUAAUACAUAUACAUAUAAUAUUAAAUAACACGAUGAAUUUAACAUAUCAGUUUUAAAAUAUUAAAAUAUCAGUUUUAAAUACUAAUGAUAAUUAUUUUUAUUAAGUGCUUAUCUGUGUACCACUAAUCAUUACCCUGGUAUCCCGGUAAUUCCCACACAACUUCAGAUAAACCUGGAUUUCUAUUCGAGAAGUUGAUUAUUUUUACUCCAAUAAGAAUAAAAACUUUGAUUAUCACUUAACAUGACUAGAUACAGCAUCCAGUGUUAUGGAAUUGAUGUUAAUAAGGAAAAAGUAUGUACACAGUCAGAUUCUCCAGUUUUUCCUAAUUAUAAACCAAAUUAUGUUUUCUACAAUUUGGGAAAAUCAGAAGUUAGUGUAGAAGCGAUAUAUGGGACAGCUAUUUCUUGGAUUGGGAUAAUAACAGGGCCGGUAGUUGUGAAACCAGGAGAAAGAAAAAUUUUAGAAAUUGAUGAUAGAGUUUAUUACGUUACAGGACAAAAAGUUCGCAAUCUUGGAGUGCAUAGAGCUCUAGUACACUGUUCUACCGUUGAUGGAUAUUCUUCAUUCGAUGAUGGUCCUGAAAUCCCUUUAAAAAUUGAUAUAAACAAAAUUGUGAAAAUACUUGUUAAAUUUGAAGUUGGGAAAAUACCAAUUGUUGGUAAGGUAUUUGCAUCCAUUUUGGAUUAUUUCUGGCCUUCAAAUAAAGCCAAUGUGUGGGAUCAAAUCAAAAAUCAAGUUAGCAAUUUAAUUGAUCAAAAAGUAAGAGAAGCGAUUGAAGGAAUACUUGGCGCAGAACUCAGGUCGCUGAAAACUCAGAUUCAGAUGUUGCAUCAAGAGCUGGAGCUCAAUUUACCCAACACGGGAGAACAUUAUUUUACAAUCGCACAAACUUUAAUUGGAUUUGAGAAGAAAUUCACGUUUACUAAAGAAGAAGAUUCUGAUUAUGCAAAUAUCAAUUACUUUCUCUUACCUAUGUAUUCGGCUGUAGUUAACAUGAAGAUACUAUUUUAUCAAUUUGGAAUAGUUAAUCAAGCGAAAUUGGAAUUAACUAAUGACAAUAUUAACAUGUUAAAGAUGUGGAUGAACACUCUUAUAGAAGAUAAAGAUGGGGCAGUUCAAUACAUUAAUAAAGUUUUUGUUGACCAAUACUAUUUAGAAUAUGAGACGUGUUUUCCUGAUAUAGUGUACAAUUCUAUGGCAGCAGUGCGUCAGUAUUGCGCGCUUAACGGUUUUGAAUAUAUUGAUUAUUGGCGAUCAAUUUUAAAAGAUCCAUUUACUACGAAGAAACCCUACAACACUGCAAUAUCGUACUCCACACACUUUUCUCGGCCAACGCCUCUUUUAGCUAGAGAGAUGAUACCUAUUGAAGUAAGUUGUCCAUUGCAACCGAAAUUAAUCAACGGAAGAAGAAAUAAAAUGAUAGGAAUCACAGUAGCUAUUUUCAGAUCAUCUAGGAAUAUUCCGAAAAUUCAAGGGAUGGUUAUCCACUACGAAAAUGGUGAUUCGAUAAAUUUAGGAGAGGCAUCUUCCGAAACAAUUCCGAUAGAUUUCAAAGGAGCUUAUUUGAAAAAAUUGACAGUAUGGGGAUGUAAUGCAUUAGAUAUGUUUGAAUUUUUGUUUACAGAUGGUCGUACAGCAUCCUGUGGAUCUAAUGUGGAUUCAGCAAAUGUAAAUAACGUUUUUGAAUUAGAUUAUCAUCAUAUUGCUGGAAUUAUGAUCACCAAUGAUGCCACUGGCUUAAAAGGACAAUCCGCCAGCAUAUCUGUAUCGUAUCAGUUAACCCCAGAAGAAUGAUCCGAGGAUUUUUUUCUUUAUUAUCAAGUUUUAUAUAUUUUUAAUCGAUAAUAAAAUGUAUCAAUCUAUCAAAUUUUCGAUUUUUUUUACAAUUCUUCAGUCCAAUAUAAUCAAUUUCAAA
Diorhabda sublineata is the source of this 2121-nucleotide messenger RNA. RefSeq lists its product as uncharacterized. Gene Ontology annotation, molecular function: toxin activity. The transcript has 4 exons. Gene Ontology annotation, biological process: symbiont-mediated killing of host cell. The record is from RefSeq and is a predicted model, not a curated record. Lineage: Eukaryota; Metazoa; Arthropoda; Insecta; Coleoptera; Chrysomelidae. Bases 447 to 2000 code for a protein of 517 amino acids.